Molecule: messenger RNA, 612 nt
Organism: Penicillium vulpinum
Lineage: Eukaryota; Fungi; Ascomycota; Eurotiomycetes; Eurotiales; Aspergillaceae
Product: nucleotidyl transferase AbiEii/AbiGii toxin family protein
Exons: 1
Coding region: 1-612 (203 amino acids)
Source: RefSeq, a predicted model, not a curated record
AUGCCGAAGUCCAGCCCCAUCUCUGCACCACUUCGAGAAGCACUCAUUGAGUGCUUCCGAACAACCACCCGCCUAGUCCGCCCAGAACUGCGUCAUCAACUCGUUUUAGUUGGCGGCACUGCCAGCAUUGCCCACGGCUCGGCCUUCUACACCGAGGACGUGGAUGUUGUGGCCCCAAGCAAUGUUCUACAAGACAUCUGCAAGGGAGUGAUGGACGGCGCCCUCAAUUACUCUCUCGAGCCCGACGGCAAGAUCGCGUUUGAUGCUAGUCAAGGAAUCCGCGUCCGAAUUGAUCUCAUUCAGAUCGGAGAUUCUAUCGAACGGAUCCACGCGACAGUACCCUUCUUUGAAGGCUCUGUUGCGUCCAUGUCGGACUUAUUGAGAUUGAGGGCCAUGACGGUGGUUGAUCGUGGGAGUGAUGGACAAGCUGAAGACUUUCGAUGGCUACUGUCGGGGGUAGCAAAGGCGGGUCAAUUACUUCCAGGGCUCGACGAUGAAGAGCUGAAGUAUAUGCUGGAUGCCUGCAGGUUUUGCCUGGGGGGAUUGUAUUGUUUGGUUUUGUAUUCAGUUCUUCAAGAAGAAGAUGGCAGGGCUUUUGGUCUUGUUAUAUAG